Molecule: messenger RNA, 5279 nt
Organism: Mytilus californianus (California mussel)
Lineage: Eukaryota; Metazoa; Mollusca; Bivalvia; Mytilida; Mytilidae
Exons: 16
Coding region: 1-5220 (1739 amino acids)
Biological process (GO): ganglioside catabolic process; carbohydrate metabolic process; glycosaminoglycan metabolic process
Cellular component (GO): membrane
Molecular function (GO): beta-N-acetylhexosaminidase activity; polysaccharide binding
Source: RefSeq, a predicted model, not a curated record
AUGCCUACAACCUAUUUUAUAUAUGGCCAAGUGUCAACUCAAGAGGAAUUAGAUGACAUUGCUAAGAAUUUACGAGUUGAAGUUCACGUUGUUGACAAUUUGCAAUUCAAUGGGAAUAAGCACCUUUUCCGAAUAAUAUUUGAAAAUAAAGGGUUCCAUUCUUUAUCAGGGUUAAACUGGAAAAUCUACUUCUUCAGCUUUUUCCUUAUUGAAGCAGAACAUAUUUUAUCACCAGAUGGACACAACAUUUUACCCGGGGGAUACAUACUUCAUGAAUCAAAACUUAGAAUCGAUCAUGCAAAAGGUAGUUUGUAUUCACUCACCCCAGUUGAAGAUUUUUCGGAAAUUAAACCUAAUUCUACAAGAGAGAUACGUUUCUUUGGGUCGAACUGGGCAAUAUCAAAAUCAGACAUACCUCCAAACUGGUAUAUAACUGUCGAUGGGUUAUCGCCUCGUGUCUUUGAAAGUACAUCAGGUGAUUUUGUUGGGAAUUUUGAUGAACCAAAUCAAUGGAAGAGAAUAAAAACUGAUCUUUACAACCCUUACACACCUUUAGACCGGUUUGAAAAAUAUAAGGAUAUGAGGAAAAAUCCUAAGAAAAAAAUUGCAAUACCAACGCCUAAAUCUGUGACUCAUCAUUACGCCUCGGAAACAUUAGAUAUGAAUGGAGACGUUAAUAUUGUUCACAAUGGAUUCACAAAUGAGGCAUCAUACCUAGCAAAUAAAACAACAUUCAAACCUGUGAACACAAUUGUGACAGGCACAAUAAAUAUACAUCUUUCUGCUAACGGAACGAUGACUGCAUUAGAGGGAUAUACUCUGGAAAUUGAUCCUUCAUCCAAAACCAUACGUAUAACUGCUAAAACCCAUGCUGGGAUAUUUUAUGGAGUUCAAACCUUAUUGAGUAUACUUGCUGAUGGAUAUAAAAUACCUAAGCUUCUCAUAGAAGACGAGCCUAGAUAUGAAUUCCGUGGUAUGCAUCUUGAUAUUGCAAGAAAUUUCAGACCAAAAUCAACAUUGUUAAACCUUUUGGAUGCUAUGGCAACAUAUAAAUUGAACAAACUUCAUCUUCAUGCAACUGAUGACGAAGGUUGGAGGUUAGAAAUCAAAGAUUUACCCGAGUUAACGGAGAUUGGUUCUAACCGUUGUCAUAGUUCAUCUGAAAAUGACUGUCUAAUUCCACAGUUAGGGUCAGGGCCUGAUAACAGUACUUCUGGGAGUGGAUAUCUUUCAAUUCAAGAUUACCAAGAAAUACUAAAAUAUGCCAAGGAUCGUCAUAUUGAAGUAAUACCAGAAGUUGACAUGCCAGGACAUGCACGCGCAGCAAUAAAAGCAAUGGAAAGUAGAUACAAACGGCUUAUGCAAAAUAACCAAAAGGCAGAUGCUGAAAAAUUUAGACUUUUCGAUCCAUCUGAUUCCUCAACAUAUUUAUCAGUUCAAAAUUUCGGUGACAAUGCUCUUAGUCCCUGUAUUGAAACUACUUUUAAUUUCGUUGACAAAGUGGUGAAAGAAAUAAAAGCUAUGCAUGAAAGUGUAGGACCACCAUUAAAAAUAUUCCAUUUUGGUGGAGACGAGGUUGCCAAAAAUGCAUGGUCAAACUCGGCAUCGUGUAGAAGGCUUGGCUUUAACAGCACGAAAACAAAUGAAAUUCGAACGAGUUUGAAAAAAAUGUUUGCACAGCGUGUUGCCAACAUUACACACAAACACGGAUUAAAUCUUUUAGGUUGGGAAGAUGGUUUUUUGGAAGGAAAUGGAAAGCCUUUUGACAGAGAGUUAUUUCCUAACGCUGAUGUCUAUAGCAACGCUUGGGAUAAUGUAUGGGAAUGGGGUGAAGCAAGGAGAGCUUACAAUUUUGCAAAUGCUGGAUAUAAGAUAGUCAUGUCACAUGCAACGCAUUUGUAUUUUGAUCAUCCUUAUGAACCGGAUCCGGAAGAGAGAGGACUUUACUGGGCUCCUAGAUUCACAGACACAUUUAAGACAUUUGGGUUUAUGCCAGAUAAACUAUAUGAAAAUAUGGAUGUAAGCAGAAUGGGUGCAAAAUUGAAUCGAUCUAAAAUCUGUGGAGAGAAUGAUGUAAAUUGUCCGAGUCUGCAAGAGCCAGAAAAUAUUAUCGGAAUGCAAGGUCAUUUGUGGAGCGAAACAGUGCUCACAGAGUAUAAUUUUUAUUACAUGGUAUUUCCAAGGUUAUUAGCUUUGGCAGAACGCGCUUGGCACAAGGGCUUAUGGGAAGAUGAAAUCUCGAAAAAUAAACGAAACCAGAAAAUGAAAGAAGACUGGGAUGAUUUUACAGAGACACUAGGAGACAGGGAAUUGAAACGGUUAGAUGAAAUGGGUAUUGAAUACAGAAUUUCUCCUCCAGGAGCAAGAGUGUCAGGAAAUACAGCGAUAGUAAAUGGAGAAUAUAAAUCAUUAUAUAUAGAGUACAGUCAUGACAGCGGCAAAACAUGGAAGAUUGUUCCAAAAAAAUGGAAUCUAACUGACAAAUUUGACGUACUGUUACGAACAAAGUCGGCUGAUGGACGCAGAAAUAGCAGAUCAGUCAAGUUUAACCCAGUCGACCAAGAAAUGAUCGAUUAUUUGGCUGAAAAUCUCGACAUAUCAUUCAACGUUAUAGACAAUUUGGUGGACAAUGACAAGAGCUUUGUACAAAGCAUUUCUUUCACCAAUAUUGGGUCAACAACAAUACUUCCAGGAGAUUGGAGUAUAUUCUUUUACCAUAUUCGAUCUAUAAAUAGUUUAAAACCACUUCUACUGCCGGUUUGCGGAAUGUUGUUGGAGCAUAUUGCCGGAAGUUUGUAUAAGUUAACACCUGAUAAAAACACAUUUGUUAAAAUAGAUCCUCAAGGACAAGUUAAUUGUGAGUUCCAUGCAAAGUACUUUUCAGUCGCCGUUACAGAUAACAUGCCGAACUGGUAUGUAUGGAGCCAUGGCACUCAGGCCAAGACAACACAUUCUACAUAUGGGGAGGACCUAGACUUUAUAGGACCAUACGAUACAAGAAAUAAGUGGAAGCGAUAUCCAAGUGAUAGAUACGAUCCUUUCCUUCCUCGCACGCGUUAUGUCAUGAAUAGUGACGUAGCAAAUCUUGGCAAUGCAAGUGAAGUUGUUAAAGAAGGAACAUACGUUAUUCCAACACCACAAUAUAUGACCACAGAUACGACAAAAUCAGUUCAGAUCAGUGCAUUAGACGGGUGGGUUGUAUUAGAAAGUUCUGAUUUUCUGAAAGAAGUAGAGUUAAUUUCAGUAAACUUAUGGGAGCUAUAUAAAACAUACAUAAUUUCUGUAUUGUAUUGUUCGAUUACAGAUUUUUAUGCUAUCAACAUCAGCUUACCCUAUCAAAUGUCUAAAAUCAUUAGAUUCAUAAAGAGAGAUAUCUCAAAAUUUCCAACUUCAUUAGCAAAGACUGAAGCAUACUUUCUUGAAGUGAAACCAGAACUUAAUGAAAUAAGAAUAACAGUAAAUAGUCCCAAAGGAGCCUUUUAUGCGGUGCAAACUUUGAAGAGACUAAGUGUCGAAGUUACAAAGAAUUCCUACAGAGUCUACAACAUCUACAUAAGUGACGCACCACGGUACGACUACCGGGGAAUGUUUCUUGACGUAGGAAGGAAUUUCCACACUAAAGAAGAGAUUGCAGUUUUACUUGACUUUAUGUCAGUUUACAAAUUGAACAAAUUUCAUUUACAUUUAUCGGAAGAUGAAGGUUGGCGACUAGAGAUACCUGGUUUAGAAGAAUUAACUACGGUUGGAUCCCAUCGAUGUCAUGAUUUAAAGGAAAGAGUGUGCACAGCUUCUCAACUAGGAUCUGGGCCAAAUAAAAACAACUCUGGAAGUGGGUUUUAUACCGUUGCCGACUAUCAAGAAAUAUUAAGAUAUGCUAAUGACCGAUACAUACAAAUCAUUCCUGAAUUUGACAUGCCUGGUCAUGCAAGAGCUGCCAUUGUUUCAAUGAAGGAAAGAAAGAGAAUUUACGAUAUGAGAAAAAAUAGUUCAAUGGCUGAGCAGUACCUUCUACAUGAUCCUGAUGACGUUUCAGAAUAUAUGUCAGUUCAAUGGUUCGUAGACAAUGCCGUCAAUCCUUGCAUUGAAAGUACAUAUACUUUUAUUGAUCACUUAAUUACAGAAGUAAAAGCUAUGCAUGAUGGGAUACAAAAUUUGGAAAUUUUCAGUUUUGGAGGCGAUGAAACUGCAAAAGGUGCUUGGGAAAGGUCUCCGAAAUGCAGAGAAUUUAUAGCGACUAACAUAGGCAUAGACUCCGUCAGUGAUUUAAAAGAGCAUUUUGCACGACGCGUUGGAAAUAUAGCCAGUAGAAAAGGAUUGGAUAUCUCCGCCUGGGAAGACGGGCUUAUGCAUGGGAAAACGCCUUUCAAUUUGACUCAUCUUGUACCAAAUGGAAGGAAAGCUUUCACUAGUGCAUGGGAUAAUGUCUGGGAAAACGGAGGUGGUGAUCGUAGCUAUAGAUUAGCUAAUGCGGGCUACCAGGUUAUACUUGCUUUAGCAACCCAUUUAUAUUUCGACCAUCCUUAUGAACCUGAUCCUGCUGAGAGAGGAUAUUAUUGGGCAACAAGGUACACCGAUACUAGAAAGGCAUUUGGAUUUAUUCCAGAUAAUAUAUAUGCUAAUGCUGACGUGAAAAGAAAUGGAGAACGAUUGACGAAAUCUGAGAUUUGUGGAGACAAUAGAUGUUACGAAUUGGAAAAACCGGAAAAUAUCAUAGGUAUGAUGGGACUCGUAUGGUCAGAGACAUCCCGAACUAAAGAUCAACUUCAUGACAGAUAUUUUCCAAGGAUGCUUGCAGUUGCAGAACGUGCAUGGCAUAAAGCAAAAUGGGAAAACAUUUCGAAGAAAAAGGAUAGAAUGAUGGAACUAAAUAAAGAUUGGACAAAUUUUGCUAAUCGUCUUGGUUACAGAGAAUUAGAGCACCUAGAUAAUAUCGGGAUUAAAUACAGAUUACCACUACCUGGUGCAAAGAUGUCUGAAGAUACAUUGAAAACCAAUACAGCUUUCCCAGGGCUUGUUGUAGAGCACAGUCAAGAUAACAGGACAUGGAAAAUAGGAAAGCUUGAUGGGUUUUCAAAGACGUUUUUAAGAACCAAAUCUGCUGAUGGAUCAAGAACAAGCAGAAUCAUUUCAGUCUCAAAAACCACAUCUUCAGCUAUUUCAGAAGAAUAUUCAAUAACAGUUUUUGUUGCAAGUGUUAUUUUAUUGUUUUUGCUGUUGUAAAUCUAGUAUAAAAUUUGUUAUUCAGUAUGAUCAGUAUUAAAAAAAAUCCUUUUACCGAG